Meriones unguiculatus (Mongolian gerbil) is the source of this 1371-nucleotide messenger RNA. RefSeq names its product protein lifeguard 2-like. Lineage: Eukaryota; Metazoa; Chordata; Mammalia; Rodentia; Muridae. The transcript has 10 exons. Bases 118 to 1020 code for a protein of 300 amino acids. The record is from RefSeq and is a predicted model, not a curated record. Gene Ontology annotation, cellular component: membrane.
GUAGACACCGAUUUGGUUAUUUGAGCAUCAUUAAGUGACCUUCAGCUUCGCAUGAAGAUUCCUUUCUCAGAGGAGCUCCAAACUGCAUCAUAGAAGAAAAUAUUUCUUGUCUUCAAAAUGAAAAUAGAUUUGGAGAUCAGUGAUCCAGUCCACUUUAGCUCUGGCGAUCAUCAACAUCUUGUUCAGAAAGCAGCAGUUAAAGGUAACCCUGGUAAACUGGAUCAGUCCUUCACAUAUUCAUCUGGAGACAGGCCACAAGAAGCCAUCAAACACUCAUAUCCAAAGCCUAGAGAUGGAGCAAAUAUCUAUGCAAUACAAAUUUCAGAUGCUUCUACAAAUGAGAACGCAAAUCCACACGGUCCCUUUGAAGACAUGUCUGUCCGUAGAGGUUUCAUUGUCAAAGUGUUCAUCAUCCUGUCAGUUCAGUUGAUCGUUACUGCGACAAUCAUCGGCGUGUUCGUUUUCUGCAUGCCUAUAAGAAAGUGGGUCAUCUCUGUGCCCUGGUUCCUGUAUGCACUCCUCCCAGCAAUUAUGGUUGUGAUUAUCGUGCUGGCUUGCUGUAGGGACGUCCGACGCCAAGUGCCAGCAAACUACAUUCUCCUGGCGUUCUUCACACUUCUGGAAGGUCUGCUGCUAGGAAGCAUGUCUAUCUUCUAUAGGGCAGAAGAGAUACUGUGGGCAACAGGAGCCACCACUGUGGUGACAUUAGCGCUCACUUUAUUUGCACUGCAAACAAAAUGGGAUUUUACCUUGCUAAAUGGAGUGCUGUUUGUGCUCACCAGUGUAUUACUUAUCUACGGGAUGAUCGCACUUGUGGUACAGUCAUAUUGGUUGCAUCUGGUGUACUCAGCGCUUGGAACACUGCUCUUCUCCAUGUACCUGGUGAUGGACGUGCAGAUGAUGGUCGGGGGGCACUACCAUUAUGAGGUAGACCCUGAAGAGUACAUAUUUGCUGCUCUGAACAUCUACGUGGACAUUAUCAACAUUUUCGUUUUCAUUUUGGACCUGAUUGGACAAUAGCUGAUGGCCAAGGCUGGCUAAGGUUCAGAAGAGAAAAGGUGGGACACCAGUGGAGUAUUGCCAGGCCUAGGCAUGAGCGAUGACCACCCAGGCCCUUUUAGUAGUCACCUACCUGUCUGUCUGUCUGUGUCCAAAGAAGCUAAGAAUGCAGCAGAUGGUAAAUGUUGCUGUUCUACUUUUACUUCCCUUUCUUAUUCGUAUGGAAAUAUUUCAGAUUCCUAUAAAUUCAGAAAAUAAGUAUCAUAAUCAUAUAUUAGUAUACAUUUAGAAGGUUCCUACUGCUUUGUUGAAGUUUUCUAGGUACAAUUUAAAGUUGUAAACACCACCUGUACAUAAAUAAAGCUGAUUGUG